Ylistrum balloti is the source of this 996-nucleotide messenger RNA. RefSeq lists its product as uncharacterized. Gene Ontology annotation, molecular function: microtubule binding. The coding region runs from base 1 to 996 and encodes 331 amino acids. The record is from RefSeq and is a predicted model, not a curated record. The transcript is spliced from 2 exons. Lineage: Eukaryota; Metazoa; Mollusca; Bivalvia; Pectinida; Pectinidae.
AUGAGGUUGUGUGAAGAGCUGAAACAAUGGAAAUUGUGUUUGCCGAACCAACCGUAUAUGUUACCAAACAUGCCUAAAAAGAGGUGUCGGCGUCGAGUUAGGCGGAAACGGAAACCACCGGAACCACCCGAGAAAGUCAUUGUCACUGUAAGUGAUGCAGGCACGCGGAAAGUUGCCGUGCAACGAGUGGUCCCAAAACGUGAAAAACAAGACUCGAGGAGGCUGAGAACAGAAGAAGGAGAAGGAGAAGAAAAUGGAACUGAAAAAAAUCGUUCUCACAACAUGUCUACACAAACUACAUUUCAUGACCUUGAGUUCCUCCUCACAGAUCCCCGGAUUCAGGAGACGAGGUCUAGGAGGGAAAUGCUACCAGGCGAGGUGAUCUACACCCGUAAUACCGCUGCCCAGCGAACAUACCGCACUGGAGACACAACUCUAAAAGUGGAACAUCUGUCUACAGACAAUAUUGUCGUCCAAAUUGACACGAACACCCCAGCGCGCGGACGAUCGGAUAAUGGAAAAGUACGAGGAGAUGGUCGAGAAAACCAUGAAAACGGACGCAAGGACAUCGAGUGUGGAAAAAACGAAGAAAAGGAUGAAGGAAAGAUGAAUGAAGAAAAAGACAAAAGAGACAAAUCUAAUGGUAAACAAACUACAUUUUCAAACGAAGCUGUCGAGAUAAUCACAGAAAAGACAGAGAGUACAACGAAGGUUCGCCCACCCAGCAAGGUGGCUAAAGCGUGCGGACAUAGGCUACCUAUGGUUCGCGUAGGAGGAGGGUGGAUGGAAGUCCCAGAUUAUCUUCGUUUCCACGUGCCGAUGCACGUGCAUGUCGAAAAUACAAAAGAUGGACAGGAAGGAAAUGUGAUAAUAAGGUCACAGCGACCAAGGUCACAACUGUUCUCAAAGAAAGGAGAAAGUCCAAGCUGGACGGCCACAUUAAGUAGAGGCACAAAAGGGAGCGCUUCAACGACAAUGAGACAAAGACUUGUAUAG